This is a messenger RNA of Ictalurus punctatus (channel catfish), 1094 nucleotides long. It is a transcript of the gene ube2al, whose product is annotated as ubiquitin conjugating enzyme E2 A, like. Gene Ontology annotation, cellular component: HULC complex. NCBI's taxonomy places the organism in Eukaryota, Metazoa, Chordata, Actinopteri, Siluriformes, Ictaluridae. Gene Ontology annotation, biological process: DNA repair; proteasome-mediated ubiquitin-dependent protein catabolic process; protein polyubiquitination. The transcript has 6 exons. Bases 139 to 597 code for a protein of 152 amino acids. Gene Ontology annotation, molecular function: ubiquitin conjugating enzyme activity. The record is from RefSeq and is a predicted model, not a curated record.
AGAGACUUGCUGGUCUCUGGUGUGUGUGUGUGUGUGUGUGUGGUCGCUCUUAGCUCUUAGCAGUAGCUUUAGUUUUUAUUUAGUUAACGCUUCACUAUUUUAUAAACACUUAAAUAUUUCAUCUGAAUCACCAAAAUCAUGUCUACUCCUGCUAGACGGCGACUCAUGAGGGAUUUCAAACGGCUCCAGGAGGAUCCUCCAGCUGGUGUGAGUGGAGCUCCAUCUGAGAACAACAUCAUGGUGUGGAACGCCGUCAUAUUUGGCCCUGAGGGAACGCCUUUUGAGGACGGUACGUUCAAGCUGACGGUGGAGUUUACAGAAGAAUAUCCCAACAAACCUCCGACAGUGAGAUUCGUCUCCAAGAUGUUCCACCCGAACGUGUAUGCAGACGGAAGUAUUUGCCUGGACAUCCUUCAGAAUCGUUGGAGUCCAACGUACGACGUGUCCUCCAUCCUGACCUCCAUUCAGUCUCUUCUAGACGAACCGAACCCCAACAGUCCGGCCAACAGCCAGGCGGCUCAGCUGUACCAGGAGAACAAGCGCGAGUACGAGAAGCGGGUUUCGGCCAUCGUGGAGCAGAGCUGGAGAGAUAGUUGACCCCCCAAACACACACAUCCUCUUUAACACUCACCUCCCGUUUCUGUCUCUGUUUAGCGGAGAAGAAAUAUUUACUCUUUUUUUUUGGGGUUUGUUUUUAAGUUUUUUAUGCACUUUACUUAUCGUACAGGAUCGUGGUUUUGUGUUUCUCGUGCACGAUCAAGUGAGAAAACCCUGCACGUCUCUCCCUCCCACCACCAUUCUCGUUCUAAUCUGAUCAUGAGGAGUUUACCCUCCUAGUGCUGUAUUCUGAAUAAAAACUCACGCCAUGUCAGUAUUUCAGGAUGAUAUAUAUUAUAUAUACUGUUUUUCCCCCUGGUCUUUGGUGUUGUACGCUAUUCUGUGCAUGAAUGCCUGCAUAUGUACCUGUGUGUUCCAGCAAGCUUGUAUAUAAGACCCAUGAUGGAUUAUAUAUGUACAGAUUUUGCACUGGUUGUCAGUCAUCUUUUCCAGCACUUGUAAAUAAUGGAAAUUAAAAAAAAAAAAAAAAAACACAA